Molecule: messenger RNA, 1368 nt
Organism: Aegilops tauschii subsp. strangulata
Lineage: Eukaryota; Viridiplantae; Streptophyta; Magnoliopsida; Poales; Poaceae
Product: putative F-box/FBD/LRR-repeat protein At1g66290
Molecular function (GO): protein binding
Source: RefSeq, a predicted model, not a curated record
AUGGACGAUCUGGAGGCCUCCGUAUCAGAGAAGAUGAGGCGGGACGAGCCAGGGCAUACGGCGUCGACGGCGAUCAUGGAUCGCGGCGACCAUGCGUGCGUCGACCACAUCAGCUCGCUCCCUGACGAAAUCCUCGGCAGCAUCAUCUCCCUUAUCCCCGUCAAGGAAACCACGCGGACAACCGUUCUCUCCUCCCGAUGGCGCCACCUCUGGCGCUCCGCGCCGCUCAACCUUGCCGUCGACAAGGACCUCUGCAUGAAGGAAAGCGAGUGGAUUUCCAUCGUCUCUAUGAUCCUAGCCGCGCACCCUGGUCCCGCCCGCCGCCUCUGCCUCUACAACCCUCUCAAGAUCGACAUCGGCCGUGACCUCUACGCCAAGUUCGAUGGCUGGUUCCGGUCCCCCGCCCUCGACGGCCUCGAGGAGCUCGAUUACUGCUGGAGCGACAAACCACCACGCACGCUGCCGCUGCCGCUGCCCGUCCUCCGCUUCGCGUCCUCACUGCGCAUCGCCAUCAUCGGCGGCUGCGAUUUCCCCGAGAUUAACGCUGCUCCGGCGCUUAGUUUCCCUCGGCUGAAGCAUCUCAAACUCUACGGAAUCCACAUCUCCGAAGGAACCCUGCACCACCUGCUCGCCGGCUGUACUGUGCUUGAGGGCCUCGAGCUUCGCAGGAUCCGUGGGCUCAGCAGCAUCCGGAUCGUCUCGCCGACUCUACGAAGUAUUGGCGUAUGCGUAUCUACUUUUAACCAAUAUGAUGAAGCGCUUCUUUUUCGAGAACUUGUCAUCGAGGAUGCACCUUGCCUUGAAAGAUUAAUGCAAGCCGGUUGGUAUGGCCCAAGGACAAUCAGGGUCAUCAUGGCGCCCAAACUGACCGUAUUGGGCUACCUGUCUAAAACAAUCUCCAAACUUGUGAUUGGAACCAUAAUUAUUAAGGAAAUGAUCCCCAUCAGGCUCACUGAGGUGGUGCGUACAGUGAAGGUCUUGACUCUAGAAUCUAUCGGCCCCAAUUUGGAUUCAGUUGUUGGAUUACUUAGAUGCUUUCCCUGCAUAGAGAAGCUAUACGUCCAGUCAUGUUUCAGGAAUGAUAUGAAAAAUGUGCGGCAAUAUGACACAUUCGAUCCUAUCGAAUGCCUUGAUGUCCAUCUCAAAGCAGUAGUAUUGAACGCAUAUGAAGGGAAGACACCCGAUGUUACCUUUGCCAAGUUUUUUGUUUUGAAUGCAAAGGUGCUCAAGGUAAUGAAAUUUGGUGCCUAUGGUUUUUCUAUAACAAGCACAAGCAUGAUAUGUGGAUGGCUGAUCCCUUCGUUAGCUCACUAUGUAAAUGUUGUUGACCCGCUUGAUGCCCUUGAUAGAUUCUGUGGGAUCGUCUAG